CGCCCAGUCUGCCUUUUGGCGGGCCCGCCCUUCCUCUUUUUCCCCCUCCCCCCUCCCUCGGAGGAGGAGGCGGUGCCUCUUCAGCCCUCAUCGUCACGUGACAGCCUCAUCCGGGCCUUUUGCCUCCUCUAUCUCUUCCCAACAUGGCCGCCUCAGCUAAGAAGAAGAACAAGAAGGGGAAGACCCUGACUCUGACAGACUUUCUGGCAGAGGAUGGUGGUGGUGGUGGUCCCACCUUUGUUCCGAAACCAGUCAGCUGGGCAGAUGAGACAGAUGAUCUGGAAGGAGAUGUUUCUACCACCUGGCAUAGCAACGAUGAUGAUGUAUAUCGAGCCCCUCUAAUUGACCGUUCCAUCCUGCCUACUGCACCUCGGGCAGCUCGGGAGCCCAACAUUGACAGAAGCCGUCUCCCAAAAUCACCCCCUUACACUGCCUUUCUGGGAAACUUGCCGUAUGAUGUAACAGAAGAGUCUAUCAAGGACUUUUUCAGAGGACUUAAUAUAAGUGCUGUUCGUUUGCCUCGAGAGCCUAGUAAUCCAGAGAGGUUGAAAGGUUUUGGAUAUGCUGAGUUUGAAGAUUUGGACUCCUUGCUCCGUGCUUUAAGCCUCAAUGAAGAGUCUCUAGGAAACAGGAGAAUACGAGUGGAUGUUGCUGAUCAAGCACAGGAUAAAGAUCGGGACGAUCGCUCCUUUGGUAGAGACCGUGAUCGCAACCGGGAUUCAGAGAGAUUUGAGUCUGACUGGAGGGCUCGUCCUGCUACAGAUAACUUUGAUGACUACCCUCCCCGCAGGAGCGAGGAUAGCUUUGGAGACAGAUAUCGGGACCGUGACCGUUAUGAUUCGGAUCGGUACCGUGAUGGUCCCCGAAGAGACAUGGACCGUUUCGGGGGCAGGGAUCGUUAUGAUGACCGUAGAGACUAUGAUAGAGGAGGCUUUGACUCAAGGUCAGGUAGUGGCAGAAGAGCCUUUGGCAGUGGAUACCGUCGUGAUGAUGAUUAUAGGGGUGGUGGUGACCGUUAUGAGGACCGUUAUGAGAGGCGAGAUGAUCGAAUGGAUCGGUGGAGCAGUUCACGUGAUGACUAUAGCAGGGAUGAUAGCCGACGGGAUGAGAGGGGUCCCACUCAGAGGCCAAAAUUGAAUCUGAAACCCCGGAGCACGCCCAAGGAGGAAGAUACAUCUGUAGCUCCUGCUACCCAGUCUAGCCGUGCAGCCUCCAUCUUCGGAGGGGCUAAACCUGUCGACACUGCUGCAAGGGAGCGUGAAGUAGAAGAGAGGCUGCAGAAAGAGCAAGAGAAGCUGCAACGUCAACUGGAAGAUGAUAAACCCAGGUUGGAACGACGGCCACGGGAACGGCACCCCAGCUGGCGUAGUGAAGAUAAUCAAGAGCGGUCACGGACUGGGAGUGAGUCCUCACAAACUGGUAGUACAACUCCUUCUGUGGGGACAGGCCCAACAGGAAGAACCUCACGGAGGAGGGAGAGUGAGAAAUCAUUGGAAAAUGAAAGCAUCAGCAAAGAGGAUGAAGGUCUGUCUCCCACCUCCAAGACUUCCAGAGAAGAGAAGCUUCCCCUGAAGGUGAUGCCGGCUCCUCCACCAAAAGAAAACGCCUGGGUGAAACGCAGCAGUAAUUCACACCCGGCACGCUCACAAAGCUCUGACUCAGAUCAGCAUUCCCCCACAAGUGGCAGCCAGGCAGUGCCAUCCCUAUCAUCAGAGGAUGGUGUGACCCUUAAGAACACCCCAAGGAAAGGAGAUGAAAACAGACCCGAUGGUGGGAAGGAGAGUGUUCCCAAUACCCGAAGUGGGAGUGUUGGCCGUGGUCCUGGAGAUGGAGGCAACAGAGACCAUUGGCAAGACUCAGAUAGGAAAGAAAGCAAGAAGGAGCAUGACUCAAGAUCUGCAUCUGAGCCAAAGAAAUUUGAAGAGAACCCUACCCCUAAAUUUAGCUAUGCUAGCAAGUAUGCUGCUUUGUCAGUGGAUGGUGAUGAUGAAGCUGAGGGAGAUGAAUAUAUUGACUAAAUUCUCCAGCCCCUCUACGUCGUCUCCUAACCGGUUGCCACCCAGGAACAUUCGGAGAGCAAAACCAAACCUUUAUUCAGACAAGACAGAAAAAUAAAAGCCUACAAGUCAACAUCUCCUUGGAGAGACCUUUCUUAAAACCUUUCUUUAAAAAACAAAAAUGAAAAGUGAUAAAAUUUCUCUUGCAUGCUGCUGCAGCCUUUAAAGUAUUGAACUAACUGGAGAUAUCCCUGUUUUAAAAACAAGGUAGCAAGAGAGAAAAUGGCAGGUUUCUUUAAAGCAAACAAACAAAAGAAUAAGCCUAAUAUGUGUCUCAAGUGUGACUUCACGCAGCUUCUGAUCACAUUCAGAGCCCCAGCUUCUUCCUGUUAAAGAGCUGAGGUUAGUGCUUUUGCAGGCCAGGUCCAUGUGAGAGAGAGUGUAUUGAGGACUUGGACAGCUAAAAACUGUCUCUUUCCCUCUUUGGCCAGCUUGGUUGACUUCUGGAGUAUAACCUGAAAUAAUAUGCUUUGAAAGCCUGAGUGCACUGGGGGAAGGAAAGCAAGCAUCUUUAGUGACUGGAGGAAAGGAUGAGGUGGUUUCCAAGAUAGAGAGAGGAUAGUGUCUCUGCAUUUAGGUGUGCACUCUAUUGGAGUGUGAUGAGCAGUUUCUCUCCCACAAUCCAGAUAUUUUUGAAAUCCACCAGGAACGGGGGACCCGCAGGUUGGUAGCAUUCUUACCAAGGGCAUCCUCUUCUUGGAAGUCUCAUUGUUGCACUCUUACCCUUUCCAACAUGGAGGGUGCAGACAAAUGCUACUGUAUAGAAAGCUGUUUUCUGCAUGGUUCAACCAAAAAGUGCAGUCUUCCACCCAGCACAACCCAAUCCGUACUGAUGAGGGCUCUAUAGUGCUGGGUGUGGAGAGUCUGCAGCUCGGUUGACUCAUGUGGAGAGCAGUUUUGCAGAAUCUGCCAUAUGGAAUCGGUUUUCAGUAUCCUCCCUGCAGGAGGCUGUAAUAUGUGAAGGAACCAUUGGAUUUAUAGGAAUCAAUUGCUGGGAGCAAAUUCUGAGAAAUAGAAAAUUUCCUUGGAAGUUUUUCCCCCCCCUUUCUGUCCCUUUUUCUUCUGCCUUUAAAUCAUUGAGCUAGUACUACAAGCAUUUAUCAAAAAUUUAAUAACAACCUUUUAAAUUUUGGACAGUGUUUAAAGGUAACAAAUCUUUGACGGUCCAGCUGAGCAUCUUUUGCUGUUGCAUCAUGUGACUGUUUAUCUCCUUUUCUCCAGCUUUGGCAUGUGGUGGCUGGCAGACUUUGUUCAGCUCUUAUGGCAAGGGGUUGACUUUUGUUCUUCUUUUGACAACCAUCUCCCAGUACCAUCCCACAUUAUCAAGAGUCACUUUUGGAGAAUAAAAUUCUCUUCUGUUGGUUGUUCUAGCAGUCAUGUCCUUUCAUUGUUAUUCCUUGUGCUAAUAGGCAAGGGAAGUGGAAGAGUUGCAGCACAGUGGAACUGAACUAGCACAGGCCCACUAUUGAAAUUUCAAUUACAAUGGUGGAUGUAGAGCAUCUGGCUAGAAGGAGCGGCUGACUUUAUGAGGUGAUGUACAUGCUCAUCAAGGAGCUGCCACAUUUUACAUAGGUUUGUGGGAGGAGAACAGUGUGAUUUUUGCUAUUGAAACAAACUCAACUGGAUCAAAUAGAGCAUUUGGCAUGUUGUAAAGCUGCAGUGGUUGGUGUCCUAUUUCAGUAACUUUUAGCUACAGUUCAAGUCAGUCCUUUGAAAUUUAAAGAGCAUUGCCAUAUCCCAUGGGCAGGAUCUAGAGGAUGGGGAGGGGGAGAGGCCCUACUGUGAGCAGAGAUGGAUUUGAAAUGCAAUACUGCUUUGAAUUUAUUAAAUGCAGGGGGAGGGGGGCUACAUUUGAGGUAAACUGCUAAUUUGCAUACCCCAAAAUCAUUUUCUUCCCUCCCUACCUUCCCUUUGCAUAUUUCUCUCUUUCUCUCUCUGCUAUCAGGAUAGGUUCACAAAUGGAUUGAGGUGCAUUUUUCACAUUCUGAAGACAUGUAAAAUUUGUACAAAAUAUCUUCUAUGAAAAUGAUUUGUAAUCUGUGUGGACUUCCUGGGAGAUGUCUUUUAUUAUGUAAAAUUCCCCUUCCCCACCCCUCAGGUUUUUUUUUCUCCAAAUAAAACUAAUCUUUAAAAUAA
This is a messenger RNA of Sceloporus undulatus (fence lizard), 4193 nucleotides long. It is a transcript of the gene EIF4B, whose product is annotated as eukaryotic translation initiation factor 4B. The record is from RefSeq and is a predicted model, not a curated record. The transcript is spliced from 15 exons. Gene Ontology annotation, molecular function: RNA binding. NCBI's taxonomy places the organism in Eukaryota, Metazoa, Chordata, Lepidosauria, Squamata, Phrynosomatidae. The coding region runs from base 144 to 2018 and encodes 624 amino acids.